Molecule: messenger RNA, 1152 nt
Organism: Musa acuminata AAA Group (dessert banana)
Lineage: Eukaryota; Viridiplantae; Streptophyta; Magnoliopsida; Zingiberales; Musaceae
Product: large ribosomal RNA subunit accumulation protein YCED homolog 2, chloroplastic
Exons: 8
Coding region: 60-794 (244 amino acids)
Source: RefSeq, a predicted model, not a curated record
AGGCUAGCCAAAAGCCUUCUGUUCACACUGCUGAGUUACGGCAAACCAAGCUCUGCUCAAUGGCGAAGCCAUACAGCUCCAUCUCACAGCUCCUCCGUCCCAUCUCCACUGACCUCAACACCAGAAGUCUUUGCCCCAGCACUCGAUUCGCCAUCCGCUCCCACUUCCAUAGAGGAGCUUCUCUAGCAUCUGCAGCUGCUGCUUCCCGUGGAAACGAAGCUCGCCAGCACUCGAGGAAUAGGGACGCGCAGGCGGCGCCGCGAGCACCACGGCGAUUGAUCACCAUCUCGACGUCGGGUGGGAGGUGGCAGGGGCAGUGGAGCUGCGAGUACAUGUUCACGCUCAGAGAGCUUCAGUUGGCGGACAUUGCAGAAGAGGGGCACGACGACGCGGACGUCUUUGUUAGGCUUACCAUUCAAAAGCAUGCGAGCUUUGGCUUCUCCAUUGUUGGAAGAAUUAUGACAUCCUUCAACAGAAAAUGCAGUUGCUGCUUGACAUCCUAUUGCAGAGAGAUCGAUACCACAUUUGAUGUUUGGGUACUACCUUCAAGCAAGAACGGCAAGUUUGAACUUCCUGAAAUUGGUGGAAACGAUCCUUCGGUGAUAUAUGUGAAACCUGGCUCGGAAGCUGAUCUUGAUUCAAUAAUCCAAGAUACCAUACGUUUGACAGCCUCGACAAAGGACACCUGCUCAGAAUCAUGUGCGAAGACUACAAUCAUAUGGCAAUCUACUGAUGAGAAGAAGGAGUAUGACCGAAGGUGGCAUAGGCUUCUCGAAAUAAGGGAUGCAAUGUAGAGCAUGCUCAAGUUUAUCAGUCUACAGUUUCAUUUGAAGACAUGUCGUUGAUCAUAUUUCAAAGGCAAGGAUAAUCAAAAAGACUGUUGCCAAUGUGCAUAAUAUCAAGAAAAGAGUGAUGAAUAAGAAAGUGGUGGAUGCCGCGGUUCUCAUAGUUUGAAGAGUUUCUUGGCACAAAAAUAACUGCACAACAGGUUACUCUUAGGUAGGUAGGAAGGUAAAUAUGUUAUAUCUACUUGUGAUCAAGAUUUGUUUUGGCUUCCUGUUCUUGGUUAAUUAAGCCAAACUUUUACUUCAUAUGAGGGUCCAAAUAUCACUACUUUAGAACAUACAUAUAUAUUUUUGCAUCAUUUUUGAA